GAAUAGCCACUGAACGUAGCAUAGUACUAGCGCUCUAUAAAUGGGACUAAUUCCUAUUCUUCUGUGAAAAUCAUACUCAACACAUUCUUACUAAAAUAUCUGUUUUAUUAUUUAUUCUAGAUCAUCUUUUUCCAACAAGAAGCUACGGAACUUGCCGCCAUGGAAGUCAAAGGAAGCUCUGAAAGUUCUCUUUCCAACCAAAGGCUAUUUGGAAGAGUCGCUUUAAUCACCGGAGGUGCAAGUGGUAUAGGAGAGGGUAUAGUACGUUUAUUUCACAAAAAUGGUGCAAAAGUAUGCAUUGCUGAUAUUCAAGAUGAACUUGGACAGCGCGUUUGUGAAUCCCUUGGUGAUGACAAAAGUGCAUGUUUUAUCCACUGUGAUGUUACUGCAGAAGCUGAUAUUAGUCAGGCAGUCGAUUUUGCUGUUCAAAAAUUUGGUACGCUUGAUAUAUUGGUUAAUAAUGCUGGAUUGACAGGGCCAACUUAUACAGAUAUCCGCGAUUAUGAACUUUCUGUCUUCGAUAAUGUGCUUGAUGUGAAUGUGAAAGGUGUUUUCCUUGGAAUGAAACACGCGGCUCGCAUAAUGAUUCCACGAAAGAAGGGAUCGAUAGUAUCUUUGAGCAGUGCAGCAAGUGCUAUUGCUGGCGCUGCGCCUCAUGCUUAUACAACUUCCAAGCAUGCUAUUUCGGGACUUACAAAAAAUGUGGCUGCUGAGUUGGGGCAACAUGGUAUACGUGUGAACUGCGUUUCUCCUUACGCUGUUGCAACUGGAUUGGGCCUGGCUCACUUGCCAGAGGAUCAAAGGAAUGAUGAUGCAAUCGCGGAUUUUCAUGCUUAUUUUGGCAAGUUAGCUAACUUGCAGGGCGUCGAUUUGCUAGUUCAGGAUGUUGCUAAUGCCGUUCUGUUCUUAGCUAGCGAUGAAGCGAGGUAUAUAAGUGGGCAUAAUCUGAUGGUUGAUGGUGGUUUCUCGUGCGUAAAUCACUCCCUUAAGAUCUUCAGAUCAUAAGAUAUAUAUUUUUCAGGAUUUUAAGAAAGUUGCAGAGAUUGUAAUCUUGCAAUAACCUUUAAACUUUUAUGUCUUUGAAUUCAGUUCCAAUAAAAAUUACUAGUAUCUUACCAUAA
Nicotiana tabacum (common tobacco) is the source of this 1121-nucleotide messenger RNA. RefSeq names its product (+)-borneol dehydrogenase 2. Gene Ontology annotation, biological process: abscisic acid biosynthetic process. Gene Ontology annotation, molecular function: xanthoxin dehydrogenase (NAD+) activity. Lineage: Eukaryota; Viridiplantae; Streptophyta; Magnoliopsida; Solanales; Solanaceae. Gene Ontology annotation, cellular component: cytosol. The record is from RefSeq and is a predicted model, not a curated record.